Hyaloscypha bicolor E is the source of this 1095-nucleotide messenger RNA. RefSeq lists its product as uncharacterized. The transcript is spliced from 6 exons. The coding region runs from base 1 to 1095 and encodes 364 amino acids. Lineage: Eukaryota; Fungi; Ascomycota; Leotiomycetes; Helotiales; Hyaloscyphaceae. The record is from RefSeq and is a predicted model, not a curated record.
AUGGCGACCAUUGCGACCUUAGACCACAGCAAUCUUCAGGCCGAGGCGUUUGCCCUCACUUUCGCUUUUCCAGUCCUCGCAACACUUACAAUCGGGCUACGCAUUUAUAAUCGCUCAUUGACGGGAACAUUCGGUUAUGAUGACUGGUUCAUUUGUAUAGCAGCUGUUUUCUUUUGGGCCGAAACUUUCGUUACAUACAAGUUCAUCCGGAUAGGAUACAUAGGAUAUCAUAUCUAUGACAUUCCCUUCACAACGGUCGAUCGGCAGCUACUUGGGAAGUACGGCUAUGCUGCUGAACUCAUUUAUGUCCCGAUCUUAGGACUCAUCAAGACCUCUAUUAUGCUUUUUCUCUUCCGUUUAACGGGGCAAAAGAAAGCAGUUAAGAGGGCUAUCUUGGGGCUUUUGAUACUCAAUGGCGCCUUGACAAUCACGAACUUGCUUUUCGUUUUGUUUCAAUGUCUGCCGAUUGCAGCAAUAUGGGAUCGGGCGGCGUACCCGAACGCAAAGUGCUUGCCUUUCUCUAUAGUCACUACAGCGUUUGCUUCCGCUUCAGUCUUUACGGACGCAUUGGCACUCAUUUUGCCAACAUGGAUCGUUUACGAUCUGAAAAUCAGCAGAAAGCAGAUGUUUUUGCUAAUUGGCAUUCUCUCCUUUGGUCUUAUUACCGUUGUCUCAGGUCUGGUUCGCUUGGUGCUUCUGGCACAGUUCUCGGCCAACCCACCGAAAGACUUCACACACACAAUCCUCUUUUGUAUCUCAAAUAUAGAAGUCGGCCUAGCUUUUGUGGCGGCAUGUGCACCCUACAUGAAGCCCCUCGUCCUCAGAAUUGCCCCAACAUUCUUUGGUAGUACCCGAUUUGGGAAGACAACAGGACGGGCGACUCGUCCAGUGUACGAACUCAGUCAAAGCAGAAUAUGGAAAGGAACCCAGACCAUGACACACGUCAAUGCGAGCGGGGGUAAUUUUGGUGCCAGAAUCUCGAAAGACGGAGGAUUGAACGAUAAGACGGAUAUUAUGAUGACUAGGGAGACAGAAGUCAAGUGGCAGGAUAAUCCGAACGGGACGCUUCAAACAAGACCUAAGAGCUUAGUAUAA